Molecule: messenger RNA, 1533 nt
Organism: Sphenostylis stenocarpa
Lineage: Eukaryota; Viridiplantae; Streptophyta; Magnoliopsida; Fabales; Fabaceae
Source: the annotation of a GenBank genome assembly
AUGGCACUACAAUUCACAUCUCUCAAUACAGCCAUAUGCGCUGCAGCUUUUCUUGUGCUCCUCCUCUUCCUCCGCCGUCUCCGCCGCCGCCGAUAUAACCUGCCCCCAGGCCCAAAGCCCUGGCCCGUUAUAGGCAAUCUCAAUCUAAUUGGCACCCUCCCACACCGGUCAAUCCACGCGCUUUCUGAAAAAUACGGGCCCAUCAUGCAUGUAUGGUUCGGCUCAAAUCCGGUGGUGGUGGGCUCAUCUGUGGACAUGGCAAAGGCCUUUCUCAAAACCCACGACGCAACCCUCGCUGGCCGGCCCAAGUUCUCAGCCGGCAAAUACACAGCCUACAACUACUCCGACAUAACCUGGUCCCAGUACGGCCCGUACUGGCGCCAGGCCCGUAGAAUGUGCUUAAUGGAAUUGUUCAACGCAAGACGUCUCGAAGAAUACGAAUACAUUAGAAAACAGGAGUUACAUGCUCUUCUCAAUGAACUCUUCAAUUCCCAAAACAAAACAAUUUUAUUAAAAGACCACCUUACGAAUUUGAGCCUCAACGUUAUAAGUCGCAUGGUGUUGGGGAAGAAGUACCUGGAAGAGUGCGAAAACGCCAUCGUUUCGCCUGAGGAGUUUAAAAAGAUGCUUGACGAGUUGUUCUUGCUUAAUGGAGUGUUGAACAUCGGAGACUUCAUACCUUGGAUUCAUUUCUUGGAUUUGCAGGGUUACGUAAAGAGGAUGAAGGUUUUGAGCAAGAAGUUUGAUGGGUUUAUGGAGCACGUGUUGGACGAACAUAUUGAGAGGAAGAAAGGUGUCGAGGAUUAUGUCGCAAAGGACAUGGUUGACGUUCUGCUGCAACUUGCUGAAGAUCCUACACUUGAAGUCAAGCUUGAGAGACACGGAGUCAAGGCUUUUACACAGGAUCUAAUAGCAGGUGGGACUGAGAGUUCUGCUGUGACAGUAGAAUGGGCAAUCUCUGAGCUGUUGAGAAGACCAGAGAUUUUCAAGAAGGCAACAGAGGAGCUAGACAGGGUAAUAGGAAGAGAAAGAUGGGUUGAAGAGAAGGACAUUGUGAAUUUACCUUAUGUUAAUGCCAUUGCCAAGGAAGCAAUGAGGUUGCACCCUGUGGCACCAAUGUUGGUGCCAAGAAUGGCCAGAGAGGAUUGCCAUAUUGGAGGGUAUGACAUUCCCAAAGGGACUCAAGUGCUUGUGAAUGUAUGGACUAUUGGAAGAGACCCCGCAAUUUGGGACAACCCAAAUGAAUUCCAACCUGAGAGGUUUCUAGGUAAGGAGAUUGAUGUGAAAGGGCAUGACUAUGAGUUGUUGCCAUUUGGUGCUGGGAGAAGGAUGUGCCCUGGGUACCCUCUUGGCCUUAAGGUGAUUCAAACAAGUUUGGCCAACCUCUUGCAUGGAUUUAACUGGAGACUCCCUGAGAAUGUGAAGAAAGAGGACUUGAACAUGGAUGAGAUUUUUGGGUUGUCUACGCCUAAGAAAAUCCCUCUGGAAACAGUUGUUCAGCCUAGGCUUCCACAUCAUCUUUAUUCUCUCUGA